This is a messenger RNA of Saprolegnia parasitica CBS 223.65, 1367 nucleotides long. RefSeq lists its product as hypothetical. The transcript is spliced from 3 exons. Lineage: Eukaryota; Oomycota; Saprolegniomycetes; Saprolegniales; Saprolegniaceae. Gene Ontology annotation, molecular function: RNA binding. Bases 18 to 1367 code for a protein of 449 amino acids. The record is from RefSeq and is a predicted model, not a curated record.
GACAUUGGACGGUCGAGAUGGACGUGCUCGACGACUGCGAGGUCGCGCUCAAGGCCGGUGGCAGCGGGCAAGAGACCGCCGUCAACGACAUCCUUGACCUGCUCAGCGCUCCGGCCGAAGGAGCGCCGGACGCCGUGAAGAGCCGCGCGGCGCAGAUCCUCGCUGCAAACUUCAACGAGGUCGCCGACAUGGCCGAUCGCAUCGUCGAGACGCUCGUGGGCGUGGGCGCGGCAGGUGCCAAGCACGCGACGUCCGUGCGCAUCCAUACAAUCGUGAGCUUGUCCAACAUCGUCAAACAUGCGGCCGAGCCCUUGGCGCCGUCGGUCCUCGAGCGGAUCCGCGAGUUUGCGAGCGCGACGCUUUCGACGGAAACCAGCGGCGUCAUCAUGCGCCACCUCACAGGCUUGACCAAACUUGUCGGGAGUCCAAGCACAACCAAGGCCAAAGCCGCUUCUACCUCGCCCAAGCAGGUGGUCCAGGUCGCUUCCUUGCCCAAGCAGGUGGUCCAGGUCGCUUCUUCGCCCAAGCAGGUGGUCCAGGUCGCUUCCUCACCCAAGCAGGAGACCCAAGUCGCUUCUUCGCCCGAGCAGGAGGUCCAGGUCGCUUCCUCGCCCGAGCAGGAGGUCCAGGUCGCUUCCUCGCCCAAACAGGAGGUCCAGGUCGCACAGGCUUCCUCCCCGUCCCCGCCCCGUCCCGCGGACGCGUCGCUCCGUGAAGCGAGUAGCUGCCGCGACACGGUAGACAGCACGGCGCAGCGCGACGUUAUGGACGCACGGCGCGAGAAGUUUCGCCUCGAAGAGAAGCGUCGCCAGGAAAGCCGCAAAGAGCUGGCCGUGCCGCCGACGCCGUACCUGUACAUUCGCCACUUUCCACAUGACGCGACGUCGUCGAUGUUUGCCGCGUACUUCAACUGCGUGGACCCGAACAUGACGGCGCGCGACGUGGUGCUGCACACGUCCAACGGCGCCCGCCACGCGUUUGUCAAGUUUGACUCGAUCGAGCUCGCGACGAAAGCGAUCGAGCUCACGGCCGAGAAGGUCUUUGACGAGAGCUUCUGGCUGCCGGUGGCCUAUGCGCGCGGCCCGAUUGUGUCGACCGUGGACUUGCACAUCCACGGCAGCACCUUCCCGACCGAUUGGACCAAGCACAGCUCGCUGUGGGCGCAUACGGUUGCGUACUUUACACGCAGGCACGGCAGUAGCAAGAGCAGUACGUGGGCCGUCCGGUCGCCCGGCGUCCUCUGGUUUGCAUCGAAAUCGAUCACGCAGUACCUGGUCCUCAAGGGCGUCGAGAUUGACGGCACGCAGCUCGUGGCAGUCUACAACGUAGCCGACCAGCGCCGCGGCGACGCACGCGCAGGUGGUUGA